AUGAAAUGUUGUGCUUGUGAAUCAGCAAUGCGGUGUUUGUCGAUCCGAUUUUUUCUGCUGGCCGCCCUGCUGACGAUGGUGCGGAGUCAGCAAUGGGGCGACCCGAAGUUUGUGACGGGCAACGCAGAGAACAUAUCACUCGCGGAAUACAACGAACAGCUCAUGCAGCAGGACGUUUGGAUGGUGGAGGAGAUGGACACCCCGUUCGUGCUGCUCUAUCUGAGCUACGAAGGACAACCAGAGCCAAGCAUUACGCUGGCGCCAACCAGUCUCGGAGCGGAAUUGAAGCGAUGCGACGAUGGUCGCUGGUGCAUCACCAUCAAUCGUCGGCAGGAUUAUGAGGUACACCAACACACCAACAUCAUCCUGUUGUCCUCCGAAAACCCGGCGCUGCCGUACGUCAUCUUUGUGAAUCUGGUGAACGUCCUCGACAACUCGCCGGUAAUGACGAGUGAAAACAACUGCCAGAUCGAAGAACUGCGCGCGAACUUCAUCUCAACGUGCUUGUUUAACGUGUACCAUGCGGAUGGGUUCGACGAGAAUAACAUUGGUAACUCGAGCACGAACGAGCUGUCGUUUGAGAUCGAGGAUGCGAACGGAGCCAGUGAUCAUUUUGAAUACGUUCCGGCCACUGAACUGCAUCCUCAACCGACGUACAAUAAGCUCUAUAAUCUACGGGUCAAGAAGAUGUUAGAUUACACCGAGAGAGCCAUAUUCAACUUUAUCUCUACGGUGUACGAUUUGGAUAAAACGCACUCCUUCAAAAUGAACACGAUUGUGCAGGUGCGCAACGUUGACAGUCGACCUCCGAUCUUCAGUCGUCCGUUUACUACCGAAAGAAUCAACGAGAAGGAAAUGUAUCGUACGACCGUGGUCGCCAUUGAUAGAGAUACGGAAUUGAACAUGCCCAUUUGCUACGAGCUGGCUACGGCCAAUCCCAACUAUCAGAAAUACUUCGAAAUCGGACAAACGGACGGUGUUCUGACGGUGCAACCCAUCGAUCGCGAUAGUGAGCAGAAUGAGCUAUACACGUUCACGAUUAUGGCCUACAAGUGCCACAAUAAGUUACUAAACACAUCAAGCGAGGGAGCAAUCAUUCUUGAGGACAUAAACGAUUGCUUUCCCGAAAUAGACCUGAAGCCCAGUGAGCUGGAGUUCUGGGAGAACACCGUUAUGGAGCUUGAGUUUGAGCAUUUUAUAAUUGAAGAUCGUGAUCUUGGCGAGCAUGCUCGAUAUGACGUGCGACUUACGGAAACGGUGGAUGGAACCGUUCAACCGACAGAAUCUUUCACUAUUAUACCUUCGAGUGGCUACCAGCGGAUGUCGUUUACAAUUAACAUCAACAACGCGUCCCAGCUAGAUUACGAAAUCCCACAACGGCAAACAUUCCAGUUACAUGUUACCGCACAAGAGCCAAUUGAACCGGCACACGUGCGAACCCAAGCUGUUACAAUUCGUCUCAAGAACUGGAACGACGAGGUUCCUAAGUUCGGUAAGGACGAGUAUCAAACGAGUGUUCUAGAAACGGUCGGCGCAAACAGCCUUCUAGCGUCAGUAAUCGUCACCGAUCGCGACAUCGAUGACGGCAUUAAGCUCGUCGUGCUGGGUCGUUUCUCUGAGAGCUUGCAAGUGAUCGAGCUGCCGGUUGGUGAGGAUGCCGAAAGUGGUGAUCCGAGCUAUGGAUUCGAUAUUCGAACAAACCGUGCGGAUAUAUUCGAUUACGACAUUGCGAAGGAAGUCAUCGUUCAGCUGCAAGCUGAGGAUGUGCUACGCACGAGUAAAAACGAACCAAUCCAUCAGAUCUUCUCCCAACUGGUGAUCACUGUGAUCGACGUGAACAAUAAACCACCUCAAAUUACACUUCCACGUGGUACGAUGCACAUUCUGGAAAACUCUUUAGCCGAGAGUCCGGUCAUCAUCGGGGAAGCGGAGAUUGCUGAAAUCAUUGGAACGGAUCCGGACACGGAAGCUGAGCUAGAAUUCAGCAUAGACUGGAGCAGCAGCUAUGGCACGAAAAGCGGCGUGCGUGCAAAAGCUGACACUUACGAGAACUGUUUCUAUAUACACGAAGAACGUGUCAAUCGUCAGCGAACGAUUGGAACCGUGCGCGUAAAUCCUGCCUUCCCGCUAAAGGUGGACUACGAAAUGUACGACACGCUGUUCCUCAUGAUUCGACUCGUCGAUCGCAAUCAGACGAUCAUGCCCAACACUGCCGAAUCGAUGGUAGCCAUACAGAUAGACGAUGAAAACGACAACGCACCGCAGUUCGACAACGACACGCUCACGGUGGUACGAUCGGUGAAGGAGCGAUCCGAUUCUGGGAUUACUAUUGGAAACAUUAUCGCUUACGACAUCGAUGGACCGGGAAACAACGAGAUGACUUUCUCUAUGGAACCGAUGAAUUCUGCCCAUAAAGGCUGGAUGAAUAUUGACCAAAACGGCAUCAUCAGAGUAGAGGGUAAUCGGACCAUCGACUGCGAUACACCUCCAAUCGAGUUUGUGCUCCAGAAUGUGACGGUUUCCGACUGGAAAUGGAACACCAGUCAUGUGUUUACGAUCGUGCUGUUGGACACGAACAACAAGCAACCGUUUCACGACCCUUUCCCCGACGAUGGCCAGGUGUACAAGUUUGAAAAGAUCCCUUCCAAAACUGCAAUCCUACGCGUGGAUGGCAAGGAUUUGGAUCGCGACGUGCCAUUCCAUACCGUGUCGUACGAGAUCAACUACCGAGAUUUUCCUCAGCUGCAGCGCUAUUUUGAGAUCGACAACACCGGGUUGGUGAGUGUUAAGGAAAACAACGAAGUGCUAGAUCGUGAUGCCGGUCUAGAGAGCAUCAUGAUCAACAUAGUGAUGGUCGACAACGCAGGUGGUUAUGAUGUUCAAAACCGCGUGUCAACUAACAUUUAUCUCAAGCUGCUCGAUAUUAACGACCACUAUCCGGAACUUCCUGCGUUACCAAGAGACGAGUCUGAGCUUUCGGAGGAUGCCAAAAAAGGCUACAUUAUCAAGGCCGAUUUCGCAGCGGACGAUCGCGAUGAUAAAGCCACACCGAACGCUAAGAUCUUUUAUUACAUUCGACAAUUGCAACCUGCGGUGGAAACUCCCUUGUUCGCGCUGGAAAAUGUAAACGAAUACAACGCAACACUCAAAGUCGCCGAGGAUUUGAAAGGCUACCACGGCAAUUGGACGCUGAGAAUCGAGGCAUGCGAUAGGGGCAGCGAGUACAAACCUAUCAUCGAACUUCUCGAACCGGCUAAAGACAACUGCAGGAUGCUAGACUACGAGCUGGUGGUGAAUCCGUACAACUACAACAAUCCAUCCAUCGUGUAUCCCACACGUAAUGCUCAGAUUCGAUUAAAGUACGAAUCAUUGUACAACGGACGGCCGCUGGUUGACACGAAUGGUUCUAAUCUGCCAAAUUUCGUAGCCAUUGAUGACGAUGGAGGAAUUUUCGGAGACGUUACGUUUUCGCUCAGUAGUACCAACGAUGGUGAUAAGGAUCACGAAGUGUUUCGGGUGGAUAAGAUCGAUGAAAAAACGGGACUACUAGUGCUGGAAAAUGCCCUAGCGGUGCUGCCUUAUCCAAAAAAUUACAGCCUUACGGUCGUUGCUGUAGACGGUGGUGGAAAGCAAUCAGAGGUAUCCAUUUAUGUCGUCUUCAUCGAUAUGAUGGGAGAGCCGGCGUUCUUGGAACCGACGUUCGAUACUGAUUUUACAGAAAACGAGGAGGGUCGUGACGAACGCCGCCAGCUACCAUUCGCCGAGGAUCCAAAGAAUGCCGGUCUUCCUCCGGGUGCGCAAACAAACGUAUUCUACUUCAUCGAUAAAACAUUCGGCAAUGCGAGUCAUCUGUUUGAGCUGGAUCCCGUCACGAACGUGCUUCGUUUGGCGGUGCUGCUAGAUCGAGAAGAAAUACCAUCACACGAGAUACGGAUUGUGGCGACGAACAAUGAGAACGGUCCUCCGGCAUCGAUUGUCGAGUCAUCCUCGUCCUUGCUGCUCGUCAGGAUCAAGGUGAACGACGUGAACGACAAUCCACCAGUGUUUCAGCAGCGCUUUUACGCGGCUGGCAUUACUACGAACGAUCGCGUUCAGAAGCCAUUGUUCCGCGUAUACGCCGAGGAUCCGGACGAGGACGAAAUCAUUCGCUACGAGGUGGUACCUGGUUCGGAACGAGCAGUCGGGGAGAAUUUGCAAACCGACAGUCUGCCUUUUCGAUUACACCCUGACAGCGGCGAGUUAACGUUGACCCAAAAAGUACAGCCCAACCAGAAAGGAUAUUACGAGUUCACACUCAUCGCGUUCGAUCGGGAUGAUACGCACAACGAUACGGUGCCGGCUAAAGUGUACAUCGUGUCGGAAUCGAACCGAGUGACGUUUGUGUUCUUGAAUAACGUCGAGGAAAUCGACAAGCCAGACGUGCGAGAGUAUCUGGCCCAGCAGUUGUCCUCAUCGUACGAAAUGGAGUGCAACAUCGACGACAUAGAUCAGGCUUUGGCCGAACGACAGGAAGGUGCUGGUAGUGUUCUUACAGACGUUCGAACUCACUUCAUCCAGAACAAUCAAGCGGUGGAAGCGAGCCGGAUUCAGCAGAAAUCAUCCAAUCGAACCUUUGUCACCGAACUGAAGGCUAGCCUUCGAUCUCACAAUCUCUCGUUGCAGGAUGUGCCACCGACACCAGAAGCACUGUCAGAAGCCGAUGAAACCCUGCAGAUCAUUCUGAUCGUAGUGUCGGCGGCCCUUGCCGUGUUGUGUGUGAUUCUGUUCAUUGCGUUCUUCAUCAAAAUUCGCAGUCUCAACCGCCAGCUGAAAGCUCUUUCUGCGACGGACUUUGGAUCGAUUUCGUCCGAUUUGAACGGGAAACCAACGCGAAACGUUCCGACCACCAACGUUUUCUCGAUCGAAGGCUCCAACCCGGUGCUUAACGAUAAUGAGUUUGGUCGCAUGGGUGGUGGAGUUUACGAUGAUCUAAGUAUUCAAUCGGAUGAAUCUGACUUCGUUGACAUGGACAAGGAUAUGUUCUCACCCAAACGGAAGGAAAGUCUCAACCCUGCCUUUCUGGAGCACCUACGCCAACGAUCGCUGAACCCAAUGGCGCAAGGAUCUGACAAGAGCAGCGAACCAGAUGCUGGUGUUAAUCAUAAAAAACUAGAAGAAACUGACGACGAGCUUUGCCAUCGGUUUUAAUACCGUCGACUAGGUAUAUUCAACAAUCUGCAUGAUUGACUAAUCACAGUAUAGUAGGAUCAAAUGUAUUAUGUUUGACAUGUUGUACUUCCAAGUUCAUGAUAAGGGUUGUGUUUUUAAAACGAAAACACUGUUAAAGUCAGCUGCUUCUAGCUGUGACACGGAAAUAGUCAAACUAGGAACUUUGCAACCCCCAAAACACGUUCAUUCCUUCCCUUGACAUUCUUUUUUUAUCCAAUUCGAUUGCUAUAUUCGUAUGAUUGUAAGGUUAUCGUUAUGGAUUGCCAUUCCUGUGCGCGAAACAUCGAAUUUAUGCUAAAGUUGAACAUUCAGUAAUGUUUCUCCCUCACAAUCCUAAGCGAGUGUUAGUUAACUGAUGAAAGUGCAAUAUAAAACGUAAAA
Molecule: messenger RNA, 5589 nt
Organism: Anopheles nili
Lineage: Eukaryota; Metazoa; Arthropoda; Insecta; Diptera; Culicidae
Product: cadherin-23-like
Exons: 20
Coding region: 1-5187 (1728 amino acids)
Biological process (GO): homophilic cell-cell adhesion
Cellular component (GO): plasma membrane
Molecular function (GO): calcium ion binding
Source: RefSeq, a predicted model, not a curated record